Molecule: messenger RNA, 606 nt
Organism: Darwinula stevensoni
Lineage: Eukaryota; Metazoa; Arthropoda; Ostracoda; Podocopida; Darwinulidae
Source: the annotation of a GenBank genome assembly
AUGUCGACCUUGAACCACGAUUCUCCUCGGCCCAGAAGCCCCGAGAAUGACAACCAAGGAGGCGGGAAGAAGGAACUCCUCCUAACCUCUCUUCAUCAUCAUCAUCAUCAUCAUCAUUCACUGGAGAAAGAGAAGGCCCGGGAUAAGGACGAUAAAGAUUCGGAGGGAGAGAAGAAAGUGAACGGCCGGAAGAAAAAGAAGACCCGGACGGUGUUCUCUCGCAGUCAGGUCUUCCAACUGGAGUCCACGUUCGACAUGAAACGGUACCUGUCGAGCUCGGAACGGGCAGGUCUGGCUGCUUCCUUGCACCUCACUGAGACCCAGGUAAAGAUCUGGUUCCAAAACCGACGGAACAAGUGGAAGCGUCAGAUCGCGGCAGAACUGGAGGCGGCAAACUUGGCACAAGGAUCCCAACGUCUGGUCCGAGUCCCCAUUCUCUACCACGAAGGGAAUGCGGGGCCCACUGGGACCACGGCUACCCCUCCAUCCCCUCCUCCACCACUUCCCGCAGUUCCCUCUUGUACGAAUUCCCCAUUCCCCCAGCUGUACUUCCCAUCUCCUGUUACCAGUGUAUCUUCGCCUGGUGGGAUCCACCAUAGUGUUUGA